Pelodiscus sinensis (Chinese soft-shelled turtle) is the source of this 1779-nucleotide messenger RNA. Its product is annotated as G protein-coupled receptor 35-like. Gene Ontology annotation, molecular function: chemokine receptor activity. The record is from RefSeq and is a predicted model, not a curated record. Gene Ontology annotation, biological process: chemokine-mediated signaling pathway; positive regulation of Rho protein signal transduction; phospholipase C-activating G protein-coupled receptor signaling pathway. Lineage: Eukaryota; Metazoa; Chordata; Testudines; Trionychidae. Gene Ontology annotation, cellular component: plasma membrane.
UCAGAGGAGCGGAUGAAAGAAUGAUUGAACAUGUGCCCUGAACAAUAAGCAGCAUCAAGUGGAACAAAAUUUGAGGCUAUUAAAUGUUCUCCAUGGCAUUCAGAUAAACGAAUCUAUACUGAACCAAAGCUUUUAUUGCGGAUUAAACUAUUUGUACAGGGAACUACGAAGAGGCAGCUCUUAAUUCUUCCAUUGCAGUAACUACUCAUCAGGAUGAACUGCAGCAGCAACAUCACAGAGCAAAAACAUCUUAACCUUUUCCAAAUGAUUGUUUACAUCCCAGUUAUCUUUUUUGGAGUCCUAUUUAAUGUCAUUGCCUUCUGGGUCUUCUGCUGCAAACUGAAAAAAUGGACGGAAACCAGAGUGUACAUGAUCAACUUGGUCAUUGCAGACUGUUCUCUGCUCUUCACCUUGCCUUUCAUUAUGUAUUUUCACAGGACUAGACAGGACAUCAAUAAACUGUGCUAUGUCAUACAGACUAUAUAUUUUACAAACAUGCCUGUAAGCAUCUAUAUCAUUACCCUCAUAGCAGUUGAUCGAUUCAUUGCAAUAAAGUACCCCCUGAAAGCAAAGAGUUUCAGAUCCCCAUUAAAGGCAGCUCUUAGCUGUGGAUUUCUUUGGAUAACAAUAAUCACUUAUGCAUAUCUCAACCCACGAUUUAACGAAAAAACAGGAAACAUUUGCUUUCAGAAAAAUUCUGAUGAUCCUCUAGUAGCUACAUUGUUGUCAAGUAUUUGGUGUUUUUUUAUACCACUAGUAAUACUAAGCUUUUGUUCUAUUCAAGUCAUCUGGUGUCUGAAGAUGAAGAUGAAAAUGAGCUCACAUGAGGAAACAUCAGUCCAGAAAGCUCUCUGGAUUGUCUCUAUGAAUCUGUGUGUAUUUAUCAUCUGCUUUUUACCUUUUAAUGUCGGACUCCUUGUUAGAUAUAUAGUUGAUGCAGCUGGGGCUGCCUGCUCUGUACGCAAAAAUGCAACCAUUUUUAUUCGUGUGACUGCAUGUAUAGCAAAUUCUAACUGCUGUUUGGAUACACUUUGUUAUUACUUUGUAGCCAAGGAAUUUCAGGAAGCUUCUUCUCUGUUGCCUCCUUUUAAAUCUCUGCAGUCUAGAUCAAAUCAAAGCCAAGAGUCACAACUACAAAUGCGUAAGUGAAUACAAAAUAACGCAUGAUACAAAGGUGGAUCCACAGCUGGCAUAAAUUGAUAUAUUUCCAUUGGUGUGCCACAAAGUCUGUAAUUAUCCUGAGUAAUAGUCACAAAAACUUCCUCAAUGUGAACCUGAUUCUGAUCUCUCUUAUAAUCACCUUAUGCCACUCAGAUUCAAGUGAUUUCAGCAAGGUUACUUCUUAUUUACACCAAUGUAACUGAAAUUCCAAUCAGUGGCUCUCUUUGAAGCUCUGCAUGUGUGUAUUUUUACUGUCAUGUUUUCCCGUACAUAUAAAAUAUUAACUAGCCAACUAUACAGGAAAUUUUCUUGCAUUUGUACAAGGUUUGGUUAGCCUCUUGUACUUCUGUGUACAUGUUUGUAAUUAGACUGAUGCACUAUCAGAAUGUGAAUACUGAGAUGUGUAUCUUUCACAUUAUAUUGGGUUUGCUUAAUUUAUAAUAUGCCGUUUUUCUGCUGCUGUCAUCCAAAUAGCAUUUGAAGACUAAAGCUGCCAUAAGACUUUGGCUUAUCUGAGUUAGCUGACUUUAUCACCAACACUAGUCAAAUACAGGUGAUAUGAGUAAUAUUCAGUUUCUAUGGAAGAAGUUUAAAUGAGGGAGAUGUGAAAAGUGUUGU